AUGUGUGUGAAGGUGAAUUGACGUGUGUGUGUACACAACUCUUUCGAUGCGCCAUAUUAAAAUCAACAAAGAACAAUUUCAUAAAAAAUAUAUAUAAAAUUUCAAACAACAAUAGGUAUAUUUGUUUAAACAAUCAAUCAAUUAAUAAUUUUUUUGUGUAUUUUAUAAUUAAAAUCAUAGUGUGUGUGUGUGUUUGGCAGUGUGUUUAAUUAAGUAAUUAAAAAAAUCAAAAUUGACAUUUCGAGUAUCAUCACUCAUUGGCUAUCUGUCAUUAUUAUUUUUUUUUUUUUAUUUUUUUUAAUAUAUUUUAUAACAAUAAAUAAUUGUUAAAAUGACAACAAAUAAAUUAUGUAAUUUUUUGCAACGUCUUCAUCUACCACUACGAGGAGUUGUGGCACCAAAAUAUUCAACAGCUGUGCAUCAACAAAAUUCAUUGUCAAAUAAAAUUGAAUUUGAUCCAUCAUUAUUUAAGAUAAAUAAAAAAAUAUGUGAACCAAAUUUGAGUCUAGCUUCAUUGUCAAUAAAUUCACAUGAUUUUGAUCUUCCAACUCAUCGUGGAUGGAUCAACAAUGUCAUUGAUUCACCAAUAAAAAAAAUAUACGACAUAACUGAUCCCGCUAAAAAUGACUAUUCAAAGGAAGAUAAAACAACAGAUAAAACAAUUGAUUUACCAACAAAUAAUAGCUCAAUUAAUAUUGAAAAACAAGCAGCAAGAAUGAUUGUCAUACGUCGUCGUAAAAUGAGACGUCAUAAAUUAAAAAAAUUACGUAAAAAAAUGAAAUUUAAAUGGGCAAAAGUUAAACAAAGACGUGAGCUCAAAAAAGAAAAAGCAUUUCAUGCUGAAUUAUUAGCACAGAUACAUGAAGCUGAAAAAUUUGAUGCUAAAAAAUAUGUGCAAUCGAAAUUUGAUAUAUUGGAUAAUGUUAGAAUCCCAUCAAGAUGGAAAGGUGAAAUUCUACCUGAAUCAAUGAUACGAGAAUUUAUGCAAAAAGAAGAAGAAAUUAAACAAAGAAAACUCAACAUACCUAGACUCAAACUUGAUUAAAUUUUUCACUAGAUAAAUAGCUUGUUGAUUGACAAAAUAAAAUACAAUAAAUUUAUAAUAUCACAUUGA
Molecule: messenger RNA, 1114 nt
Organism: Aphidius gifuensis
Lineage: Eukaryota; Metazoa; Arthropoda; Insecta; Hymenoptera; Braconidae
Exons: 2
Coding region: 332-1045 (237 amino acids)
Source: RefSeq, a predicted model, not a curated record